AAACAUGAAGUCAAAGGCAAGCAAGUGUGAUCAUUGUUUACAUAAUUUCCCAGUGCACCCUUGCACAUGGACCCGCAGUUAUCUUUUUUUUCUUACACUCUCUCUUCCUCUGGAGAUUUAGCUUAGAAUUCCCGGUGCCACUUUGAGGAGGGGCGUGAGCAUUGAUGAUUAGACCAGAAAGCAGUGUCAGCAGUGAUUCCCACAGUUGUUAGCAGAUUGACUUGCAAAGAAUAAGAGGAAAAUAAUGAAGGCACUCGUUCAAAUUUUAAAAGAAUUAUGGAAGGACUGGCAGCUACGAGGGCUGGUUCUAUUUAGCCUCUUCUUUCAGACAAUACUCAUUGUCAUGGGCAAUCGCAGAAAGUAUAGUUUCCAGCUUUUGGUCAGAUUUGCUGUAUGGGUGGCUUACUUAGCUGCAGACACUGUGGCAACAAUGGCCCUUGGAAUUAUCUCAAAGGACCUGGGAGAUACUAGUGAUAAUGGUGAACAGGAUGCCAACAUUGAACUACAUGUUUUUUGGGUACCAUUUCUGUUGUUACAUUUGGGUGGCCCUGACACCAUCACUGCGUACUCCUUAGAAGACAAUGAGUUGUGGUUGAGGCAGCUGCUUGGGAUGGCUCUCCAAACAGGAGUCGCAUUCUACACCUUCCUCAUGGCAUGGAGAGGCUCUCACCUUUCAAUUCUGUCCACUUUAAUGGUCUUUGUAGGCCUCAGCAAGUAUGUAGAAAGGACCUGGGUCCUACGUUCCGCAAGCAGCGAACAGAUGAAAGGUUCCAUGCUUGCUCGUCGUGAUCUUCCAGGCCCCACUAACCCAAAUUUGCUUAAGGAGUACAAUGUGAAAAAAGAAGAGGGAUAUAUAUGUAAUACAAACAGAGUAAUUGAUAUUCAGCUGCCUAUGGAGGCCUUUGCCAUUGAAGACAAUUCCAUCUCCAAAACCAAUGAAUUGCUUAAAGCUUACGGACUACUUCAGAUAUUCAAGCGUAUUUUUGUGAAUCUCCUACUUAGUUCUCGGGAUCGAGACACCAGCCUAGCGGUGUUUCAGAAUCUGUCCUUCCAAAAGGCUUUUGAAGUAGUUGAAAUGGAGCUUGCAUUCAUGUUUGAUUUGCUCUACACAAAAGCGUCAGUGGUCUAUUCUCGAUGGGGCCUUAGCUUGCGUUGCAUCAAUUUAUCACUUACCUGCAUUGUAUUAGUCCUUUUCUCUUUGGCUGAUGAUAAGCACAAGUAUAAAAAGGCUGACCUUGUCAUAACCUUCCUAUUGCUGGUAGUGGCUAUUGUGCUUGACAUAUAUGCAGCACUGGUCAUUCUUUUCUCAGAUUGGACUGUUGUGUGGUUGAGCUUGCUUAAAAAGACGUCUGUCUUGAGAGCCAUUACUUCUGUCCGAUUAUUUAGCAAUCCUAGGUGGUCAAAUUCCAUGGCUCAAUACAAUCUGCUAAGCUUUGCGCUUAGAGAAAAACCAAUGAUUUACGAUCCAAUCCUAAGUCAAGUAAAACCCCACUUUCUCCAUAGAAUUCUGAAACUCUUCAAGUUCUUAGGCUUUGUGGAAAAGCAAGAAAAGGAGAGAUAUGUAACUAAGGAGGUGAUAUCCAACAGCUUAAAGGAAUGGAUAUUCAAGUAUCUCAAGGAGAGACUUAAAGCUAAAGCAACAGUCUAUGACACGCAGGAGGCAGGCAGACAAAUAUUUGCGGUGGAAAUUUAUGGUCACGGUGAGCUUAAAUGGAGUGUGGAGAAAGGAUUUGAUGAGAGAAUUCUGACAUGGCACAUUGCUACCGACAUCUGCUACUACUUCGAGGAAACUAUAGAGACCACUCAAUCGAAGCGUGAAAUCAGCAUUCUCAUGUCAAGGUAUAUGCUGCAUUUGCUUGUUAACUAUCCUUCCAUGUUACCAGCUGGGCUUGGUGAUAUUCUAAUUGAAGACACUUGCGCCGAAGUCAUUGAUUUUUGCAAUACACCAGAGCCACACAAAGACAAAACCGAUGUAUAUGAUAAGUUGGUUAAAGCUGCUGUGGGAUUAGAAUUGCUCGGAACGAGGUAUAGAGCAGGGAAAUCUAUGUUAUCUGAUGGAAGGGGGCUUGCUAGAAGUUUGAAUGAAAUAUCAAAUAAGGAAGAGAAAUGGAGCUUAAUUGCUGAUACUUGGGUGGAAAUGCUUGCUCAUGCUGCAAGUCAUUGCGAAGGAAGUCAGCACAGGCAACAUCUGAGGCGAGGAGGACAGCUUCUAACCCAUGUGUGGCUUCUGAUGGCACACUUGGGCUUAACUGAUCACUUCCAAAUACCACAACCGCGUGACAUUACCUGGCUGACUGCCAAAUAGCCUACCAAGUGACUCUGUACAGUAGUAUAGGGUAGUUAACAUUAAGGUUGCAGCUUGCUUCUUGUUGUAAUAAGUGUUUGAAGCUCUUUUUUCCUUUCUUCUUGGCAUUGGGGUGGCGCCUCAUAUCCCAAAGAAUGAAUUAAAUUUUCUCAUAAACAAAUAAUCUUUUCCUCUUA
Theobroma cacao (cacao) is the source of this 2481-nucleotide messenger RNA. RefSeq lists its product as uncharacterized. The record is from RefSeq and is a predicted model, not a curated record. NCBI's taxonomy places the organism in Eukaryota, Viridiplantae, Streptophyta, Magnoliopsida, Malvales, Malvaceae.